Molecule: messenger RNA, 281 nt
Organism: Phytomonas sp. Hart1
Lineage: Eukaryota; Euglenozoa; Kinetoplastea; Trypanosomatida; Trypanosomatidae
Source: the annotation of a GenBank genome assembly
AGCUACCUUUAGCAGGUUAAAAAUCUUGCCCCAUAAGAAACUAUGGCAUGCAAAACGCGUUUGGGGUAGUUCUGGGUUCUCAUUGUAAUCCUCUUAGCUUCAAUAGUUAUAACCGUGAGACCUGUGUUUCAAUGAUAGAAAAUCUCGUCAAGAUUCCCCCCCCUUCCCCCUUUUGUCGGAAAACACGGCCCCGGGGUCGGAAGUGGAGGUACUUUCAACAUUUCCUUACUCGCCCAAGAACGCACACGUCAUGGCCUAUUCAAUAUGGGCCAACAAUAUGA